AUGCUGAUUGCGUUCUGUUUUCUUCUUGGAUUAUUCUACGGUAUAUGUGGCCGUCGGCCAACAUUCUAUAAUGACGAUUGCUGUGUACGAUCAACUGGUGGACGCUUUUACUCAUGUGGAAUUUGGUUGGUUAUAUUAACGUUUACUGUGCUUUCUGUAAUAACGGCUGUGCUGUUCUUCUUUGUCGGGAACACUUCUGAUAUAGUGUGCCGAACUCUACGCGAUCCACUUUCACGUAAUGACAUUAUUGAGCUGGGCGAACGAUACUUGGAUAUAAUGCGCAAUAAAGGACACUCUGAUGAUGAUCUGGUAUCGCAACUGCGUGAUCAUUCUCUGGCAGAUGUGAUACGAGCCUGUCAACGUAAUGAAACACUUUACGACAUAUUUCAACUCGAUAAAAAAUACAAUUUGAAACGACUGAAGACGCUUGUGAAAGAAUAUGUCGACAAAUUGGAAAGAUUCCUCAACAUCACACUGACGGACCUCCCAGCUAUAGGGCCUAUGAAUAAUAUAAUAUCAAAUGCCGAUUUUGAGCGUCUGCAAAAACUCGCAGCAGGACUCAACCAGUCUGAAAAUCAACGUUUUCCCCUCGCAGAGAUCAACUCUUCACUAUCGAACCUGGAAAUUCAAUCGAAACUGAACAUUCUCGAGAGCCAGACCGAAAAGCCUGCGGGUCUACCAAAUGCAGUAAAAUCGAUGUUGGAUCAGGUUCGAGAGGUCGAUAAACAUUUCGGUCAACCCCUUCGACUCCAGCUCACGUCGCUAAUGAAAAACUUGACACGACUCAAUAAAAGGCUUGAAGAAAUAGAAAUGCCAGUGGGUACGUUGCUGAGUAAGCUUCAACAUGCUCAAGCUCUUCUUUCUGAAAAUUUGCGAGGCACUAUAGAAAAAGCUGCUGGGCAAGUACGGGACGAUAUAGUGUCCAAUAUCAAUCAAUAUAUCGAUCACGUUAAGUAUCAGAUGCAACACGACAUCUCGUCCUGUGCCCCCGUUGGAGCGAUAAUUUCGUCGUCAACAGCCGCAGUUUGUGAUUAUACGAUCGAUCCAUUGAAUGGUGCCUGGAUGUCCAUGCUGAUAAGUCUGUGUGCCUUGUGCCAAUGGUUAUUUUUGCUACUGCACUUAUUAAUCUGUACGGAAAAAUGCACUCAUUUCCAAAAUGUGUUGUGGAAACGCCACCUGAUCAUCAUCAUUUGUCCUCAUUUAUCACAGAUACUUAUGAAACACGACAAAAGCCUGGCUACUCAAAUUACUCUUACACGGAUAAUUAUCAUCGCACUUUCCGGUAGCACUAAUGGCUAG
Messenger RNA from Cooperia oncophora, 1299 nucleotides. The record is from the annotation of a GenBank genome assembly. Lineage: Eukaryota; Metazoa; Nematoda; Chromadorea; Rhabditida; Trichostrongylidae.